Messenger RNA from Notothenia coriiceps (black rockcod), 5607 nucleotides. It is a transcript of the gene secisbp2l, whose product is annotated as SECIS binding protein 2-like. NCBI's taxonomy places the organism in Eukaryota, Metazoa, Chordata, Actinopteri, Perciformes, Nototheniidae. Gene Ontology annotation, cellular component: ribonucleoprotein complex; mitochondrion. The record is from RefSeq and is a predicted model, not a curated record. The transcript is spliced from 18 exons. Gene Ontology annotation, molecular function: ribonucleoprotein complex binding; mRNA 3'-UTR binding; selenocysteine insertion sequence binding. Bases 204 to 3488 code for a protein of 1094 amino acids.
GUUAGCUCGCUCGCACCAGAGCUAGCAGCUAGUCGGUGGAGAGACAGCCAGCUGACGCAGCAGCAGCAGCUAGCGGUCCUUAGGAACUGGGUGUGAGCCUUCAGUGAUACUUAUUAUUAUUCACAAUGAAGAAAUUAAAAGAGCCCACAUCCUGACGUCUACAUUUUGGCCAAUGACCGUAUGUCGCGGUGUCGUUGACUGACAUGGACGCUAGUGACAACAAGGAUGUGAAGCUUUCAGCCGAAGUGGAACCGUUCAUCCCACAGAAGAAAGAUCUUGAAGGAUCCCUUGCCAGAAUGAGUCUUUCUGGAGAGGCAGGUGGAGGAGGAGGAGGAGGAGGAGGAGGGGGCGGAGGUUUAGGAGGAAAUGGAGGAGGCGUGGAAACCACUCCCAUACCCAGCUACCUCAUCACCUGCUACCCUUUCGUCCAGGAAAAUCAACCCAACAGGCAACAUCCUAUGUAUAAUGGAGGGGAGCUGCGCUGGCAGCAGCCUAACCCCAGCCCCGGAGGGUCAUACCUGGCUUACCCCAUCAUGUCUUCACCCCAGCCUCCUGUCUCCAAUGACUACGCUUACUACCAGAUUAUGCCUGCUCCCUGCCCUCCUGUGAUGGGCUUCUACCAGCCCUUCCAUGGAACCUAUGGUGGUCCUGUGCAAGCUGGAGUGGUCAACCCUGUCUCUGCAGAUGUUGCUGAAAGACCACUCUCUCUGGGGCCUGCAUACGGGAUGGGCAGGGGGAGAGGCAUGGCCCGACCGAAUGUUAUCCCAAAGCAACAGUUAGGUAUGUGCCUGCCUCCAAGAGGUCGCCGGCCUCCGACCAGGAGUGUGGCCGUUCAGAAGGAGGUGUGCACUUUGGGGCCUGAUGGGAGGACCAAGACAGUCAUGUUGGUGGAUGCAGCACAGCAAACCGAUUUCCAAGGUGAGUUGUCUGGGCGUUGUGCUGCUGAGCAAGCCAGUCCCCUGCUCUGGAAAAACCGAACCAAGAGAAGAAGGGCGUCCCAUCCCUCUGAGAGCUACGAGCAGGGAGCCAGCGAGGCAGAUAUAGACAGCGACAGCGGCUACUGCAGCCCCAAACACAACCAGGCUGCCGGGGUAACACAGCGAACAGCAGAGAGCUCAGCAGCUCCAGCAGGAGUGGAGGCUGGUGUAAUGAAAGCAGGUACAUGGGUUAAUGCAGCCUCUCAGGCUACCCAGAAGUCCUGGGGAGACAGGAACGGACACUUUCACAGAGCAGACCAGAGGAAACAUCCUGAACAGAGAAACUUCUCACAGGAUUUCCACAGUGGUUAUCAAGGGCGUUUGCCUCUGAACCAAUCAGAACACAGGAUGCAGCCAGCAGCUGUUACAGAGCUCACACCAGAGCCCCUCUACUUUGAGGAUGAAGAUGAGUUCCCAGAUCUGGCUACUGCAGGGGCGGCUCAACGCAGCAGCAAACCAGAGUCUGCUGCAGCGCAGACACACAUGCAUCCUAAGCUGCACAAAAACCUGCUGGAUAACCUGCCAGAAAACUCCCCUAUCAGCAUUGUGCAGACCCCCAUCCCGAUCACCACCUCUGUUCCUAAGAGGGCCAAAAGCCAGAGGAAGAAGGCUCUGGCUGCUGCCUUGGCCACUGCACAGGAGUACUCUGAAAUCAGCAUGGAACAGAAGAAACUGCAGGAGAAAUUCACUAAAGCAGCAGGGAAGAAGAGUAAAACCUCUGUGGAGCUGGACCUGGGAGACAUGCUGGCAGCUUUGGAGAAACACCAGCAGGCUAUGAAGGCCAGACAGCUCAACAACACCAAGCCAUUGUCUUUUACAGUUGGAACAACCACUCCAUUCCACAGUUCAGGCUCCACCAACAUGCCGUCCAUGUUGAAGGUCCAUCAGCAGACGUACACAGCCCCACACAACUCCCUGGACUCUACCGCGCCCCGUAUGAAGAGGGGAAAGGAGAGGGAGGUCCCCAAAGUUAAACGACCAACAGCCCUGAAAAAGAUUAUCUUAAAGGAACGUGAAGGGAAAAAAGGGAAACAGAGUGUAGAGCAAGAGACUUCAGGCCACGAGGAGCAGGGGGAUGAGUCUCUACAUUUUACUGAUGACAUUGCACGAGAGCCCGCCUCCCAAGAAGAAAAUGGUCUCAGUAUGCCCAGCGAUGCCUCCCUCUCCCCGGCCAGUCAGAACUCUCCUUACAGCAUCACCCCGGUGUCCCAGGGGUCUCCGGCCAGCUCCGGCAUCGGGAGUCCCAUGGCCUCGAACGCCAUCACCAAGAUCCACAGCCGACGUUUCAGAGAGUACUGUAACCAGGUGCUGAGUAAGGAGAUCGACGAGGGUGUGACGAUGCUGCUACAGGAGCUAGUUCGCUUCCAGGAGCGCGUCUACCAGAAGGAUCCCACCAAAGCCAAAUCCAAACGCCGCCUGGUCAUGGGUCUCAGAGAGGUCACCAAGCACAUGAAGUUAAAUAAGAUUAAGUGCGUCAUCAUCUCUCCCAACUGUGAGAAGAUCCAGGCCAAAGGUGGUUUGGAUGAAGCUCUAUACAACGUAAUUGCCAUGGCUCGGGAUCAGGAGAUCCCGUUUGUGUUUGCCUUGGGCAGAAAAGCUCUCGGACGCUGCGUCAACAAACUAGUGCCUGUCAGUGUGGUUGGGAUUUUCAACUAUUCAGGAGCUGAGGGUCUCUUUAACAGUUUAGUGUCUCUGACCGAAGAGGCAAGGAAAGCCUACAAGGAGAUGGUGUCCGCUCUGGAGCAGGAGCAGGCCGAGGAGGCUCUGAAAAAUGACAAGAAGGUCCCUCACCACAUGGGGCAUUCCCGCAACCACUCUGCUGCUUCUGCCAUCUCCUUCUGCUCCAUUUUCUCUGAGCCCAUCUCAGAGGUCAAUGAAAAGGAGUAUGAGACCAACUGGAGGAGUAUAGUGGAGACUUCCGAUGCCCUGGAGCCUAUUGAGGCUGCGCCCAGUCGUCCUGUGCCCCUAACAGCCGCACCCAAAGUCAGUGUGAACUCCGGAGCCUCCACCAGCACUGCCCACCCACCCACCACCGCCCCCCAGUCCAGGACCGCACCUUCAUCACUGACACAGGGUCCCAGUGAGAGGGACGAGGUGCGAGUGGACGACCGCUUGGAGCUGGCCUCUCAGCAGAGCACAGAGACGGGCUCAUUGGACGGGAGCUGCAGGGGCCCCUUGAACUCCUCCAUCACCUCCACCACCUCCACCCUGGUCCCCGGAAUGUUGGAGGAGGCGGACGAGGAGGAAGAGGAGGAGGACGACUACACCCCCGAACCUAUUUCUGUAGAAGUGCCCACCCUCAGCAGCCGCAUCGAAUCCUGGGUGUCAAAGACGCUGGAAAACCUGCAGCUGGGGAAGAGCCAGGAAAGUACGGAGGAGGAUGAGGAGGAGGAGGAAGAUGAAGAAGAGGAGAAAGCGCAGAGUGAAGAAGAGGACAUCGAUUCGGCGGACAUCGCAGACGAGAGGACGGAGGACAAAGAGGCAGUGGAGGUUAAGAAAGUCAGCGGUUGAUCUCCCCCCUCUGUUCAUACUCUCAUUUCCUCUGUCCCUCUCUCGUCCCUCUUCACAACAACCAGCAGCUUUUCCUCUCUCUCUCUCUCUCUCUCUCUCUCUCUCUCUCUCUCUCUCUCUAACCCCUGACACCAGACAUAAUCUCAGGUAUCCAACCAACUGACCAACACUCACAAGCAUUACACAGACACUGAUCGACUCACCGCAUCGCAGACCAAACAACAGCUAACACAGUCUGAGGGAUAGUAGUUCAGCAACACUCCUCUCGUAGUUUAAAAGGAUGCCCUCACUUCUUCGGCCCAUAACCUGCUACACUUGAAUCCAGAGGGAAGUUUUUCACUUUCCCCCUCCAAAGCUGAACUCUUUUUAGAGUCGGGGACGUUUCUAGGAGCAAGUGAUGAGUGCUAUCUGUGAGUGCUGUCUGAAGCUCACAGAGGAGGAAGGUUGGAACCUCUCAGCUCCCAUCUUCAUACAGAGCUCACACGGUUUACACCUCUUCAAGUAUUUGUGUGCGCGUGUGUGUGUGUGUGUGUGUGUGUGUGUGUGUGUGUGUUUACAGGCACAUAGUUAGCAUUUAUUUUCGCUAUGUUGUUGAGCUUUAUCUUUGUAAAUAAUGUGUGUGUUUUCCACCUGCUCCAUGUGGGAAGGAGAGACAUGCUUUUCUUUAUUAAUUUUUUGUGGGUGUUUUGCGUUGCUUACAGAAUAUGGAAGUGUCGGGGGGGUUUAUGUCUUUCUACCUAAAACCACUCCCACCCAUUAGUCUUCAGAGUGUUUUUUAAUGUUCAAAUAAUAAGUGUACCAUUCUGUAUUCAGACAAUUCAGAUGAUUAACUUCUAAGAAGCAAAACAAGCUUUGUGUAUAUAACUUUGUCUAUGUGGUUCUACUACAUUAUAUAAUGGUUUGUCAUAUUGAUCUUGCCGAGUGUGAAACUAUUUGGGUUGUUUGCCUCUGACUGGAAUCGUCUUGAGUUCCCAGAUGCUGUCUGUGCUUCAUAAAACAAAAUGCCCCUGAUGGGGUUUCUUCUCUGAUGGGUGGGCGCUCUCAAGCUGUCUUUUAAAGACUGAACCACAUCUUAGAAGCCCAAACUCCCAAAAGUCCUUUCAUCCAGAGAGACAUGUUGCAAUUUAGACACUGAAUUAAAAAAGUACAGGUUUGGACCUGACUGUGUAGUUUAUGACAUUAUGAAAGAAUCAGGGUACAGGACAUUUGCUCAAAUACAUUUUCCAAGUAUAUUUUCUUUAGUAAAUUCCACUUAAAUCAAAUUAACCUAUAGGAAAAGCAGGGGUUUACUGGUAUUCAUCAAGGUUUAGAAUCCCAAAAUUGAACAUUUGGAUAGGGUUGCUUGCAAAUGAAUCUUUUUUUAGAGUUCUUCUAGAUUUCAGAGACAGAUUUGUCUUUAUUUAAAGUCAGUUCCCCGAAGCUGAGAAAGCUCUGGCAUCAGGCAGGCACCACCAGAAGUCAAACAAGUCCUCACAAAGUCAUACAAAUACUAAUGAUAAACCCUUGUAAAUACAAGUGUACAAAAGAUAUUUUGAUUUUUCCAUUGUAUUGAAAAAUACAAUCAUCCUGUUCUUAAAGCCAUUUGAUAGUUUUAACUUUUAAACAGUUGGAAUCCAGUUUGAUAAUGGCAUUUGAUAGUGAAUCAUGGUGAGAUUUCAGCCAGCCAAUGACGAUGCGGUGUGUGUAAACGCAGUAUGCCCCGCUGUAUGCAAUGUGAAGCCCUGAGAUGGGAUGUGACAGUAUACUGAAUAUCAUACUUGGGACUAUGAAAGUAUUUCUAGUUUGAUUGCAGGUACCCUCUGUGUAGGCCUUUUGUUGCUAUGACUUCCAUCAAAGUGUUUGAAGUAUGUUUAAUUGACAGCAAGUGUGUUUCUUUGCACCAUGUAAAUACAGUACUGGUAAAGGUCUUGUAACUAAUGUGAACAAAAAACAAAAAAACGGUUCAAUGAAGUAAUUUUUUCAGCGUGUUCCUCGUCUUUAUAUGGAUAUUUAAGACCGUCUCCUGCAGACUCAUCACUAGCAACAUUGUUAUAGGCUGUUUCUCAUAAUCCUGUUAUCACUCUUAACCUAUAACUGAUGAUUAACAUCAUUAAAAUGUUGUUUAAGUAAACCAUUUAAA